Diuraphis noxia (Russian wheat aphid) is the source of this 1412-nucleotide messenger RNA. RefSeq lists its product as uncharacterized. NCBI's taxonomy places the organism in Eukaryota, Metazoa, Arthropoda, Insecta, Hemiptera, Aphididae. The record is from RefSeq and is a predicted model, not a curated record.
UCAGUCAUGCUUUGAACGCUGUUCUCGUACAGACUUGUUUUUCCUCGCGCAACUGACCGGUGUUUUUCAAAAUAUAAUAAUAUAUGAUAUUGAUAUCUUCACUAAAUACUAUUUUUAAUAUACAAUUUAAUUUUGUACCUACRAUGAUUAUAUAGAUUUCACAAACCAAAUAUAUAUAAGACACAGUACAUUUUAAAUUUAAAUCAAAAUUUACAACAGUUCGGAUGUCAUAAGUAUAAGUAUAGUGGAAUGAUAAAUUAAUAAUUAUAGUUCUUAAAUGCCAUUAUUCAAAUGUUCUGUUAUAUUGUGAAGUAUCUGCAGAAUGUCGUCGAAAUGAUGGCGUUGGCCUUUUCGUUGGCUACUCGUACAAACCGCGGUGGACUACGUACGUCCGUGCACUUUAGCUUGGUGCUGUUGGUAGUGUGUCAAAGUCUGUGCGGGACAUCGAGCACGGCGUCUGCCACCCGCCAUUGGAGUUUGGCYGAAUUGUCGGUGACGUCUAGCGAGCUGCCCAAACAGAUACCGGCGCCGCCUUAUCCUGUACAGCAAAGGAUCCAAUCGACUCCGCACUAUGACCAACAGCUUAAAUUGCCAUCGGGAAACGGUGUAGGUUCGCGGAACCAUUACUAUCCGUGGACCCGMCCGACGGUGUCGAUUAUCUGAGCCGAUUGAUGUUAUUAUUACCCAUAAUUAUUAUUGCUUUGUCAACAAUUUCAUCGCUACAUUAUCAGAUCACCAUUUCGUGAAUAGGAACCGGAACUGAACCGAAAUGAGCCGGUUCCUUAAAGAUUUAUUCGUCAUAUCAAGGGAGGUUCUUGAACAGCUACAAGUGAGGAGGCGAAAAUAUUUUGCACAUACUUAAUAUUUACAUGCAUAUCCCAUUUAUUUUUUCCUAUUGCUAUCAUAUUUUUACACAGCCCAAAAGAUGGGGCGCCACCUAUCGCCCUUCUCCCCCUCGUAAGACCACCACUGCAUCAUUUAAUAUGGAUCCAAUACAGGUUGAACCUUCACUUUAACAAAAUCCACAACACUGUUGAGCCCUAAGUAGGUCCAUUUCCUUUAACUGUAAAUGAUCAGAAUUUUUAUCAUGCCAGUUUUAAAAGCAAAAGAAGCGAGAAUGACUAAUCCAAAAUCGGRACAGAUCUGCAAAUCAAAUUAUAUAAAAGGUUCCAGUUCCUGAAUCACUUAUUAACUAAAGCCAGUAUAACAAUAUUAAGCCAAUAAUUAUAUUGUUUUACCUAUUUGGGAUUUUUAACUGUUAUUAAUGAUAAAUAUUAAAUUAUAAAAUAUUGUAAAAGAAAAAUACAUAUGUAAUACAUGUUGCGGUGACCAAAGUUACCUGGCUAAACUACAUGUACCUAUAUUAUGUUACCUUCACGUUAUCUAUUAUUUUUUUAAGUAGGUGCCUACAC